CUCCUCCCCUGCACUUCCGGAAGUGAUGUCAGAGGAAAUUGCGUCACCCUCUCCCUUCCAUUAGCCUUCCCUACCUGUCUAGGAAGCUGAGCUCGCAUUUGGAGGACCCAAAAAGGCGCUUCUUCUGCUCUUUUCCUGGAAAGGAUCCAGUGACCGUUUAAGAGGAGCCUGAGUCUUGCCAGACCUGGGAGGCAUGGAGGGGGUGGAGGAGAGCUCCGAGAGCGUGGCUUCCCCAGAAAAAGGUGAUUCCAAGGAGAAGAGUAAGAAGGAAACCAUGGAUGACGACCAAGAUUGGGACCACGAUGCGGCCUACAUUUCCCCUGAAGGCACUUACUUGACCCCUGUCCCGCCACUUGGAGGAAACGAGAGAAGCCAGCUGAAGCCCCCCGAGUUUGAGAAGAGCUUCCCCCGACCGAUCUCCUUCGACAAAGGAGAGAGAGCCGCUCCCACGGAGGAGAACGUGCAUCGGUGUUUGGACUGUGGCAAGACCUUCAACCUGGCCUCGAAGCUGAAGCUGCACCAGAAGAUCCACUCCGAGGAGAAGCCCUUCGAGUGUCCUGAGUGCGGGCGGCACUUCCGCCACAAGGGAAACCUCCAAACGCACCAGAGGAUCCACGUCCGGGACAAGCCCUUCCGCUGCGAGGAGUGCGGGCGCUGCUUCAGCUACAGCUGGAUCCUCCAGAAGCACCUGAAGUUCCAUGAAAGCCGUAGGGGCCCCGUGGUGGAGAAAGCGGCCCCGUCGUGGGUCGGGCCCCGAAAGGAUCACUCGCUCAACGGAGAAGCGACGCAGGGAGCCGUUCCUCCCAAUGCGGGUCCACCCGCCGAAGUAGAAGUGUUGACGCGGGUUGUCGACUGAUUGACGGAGUCAACCAGUAGCAUCCAGCCUAAGGGGUUUAAUAGUUGGUGGCCUGGGAGUUGUAGUUUAGCAACAUUUUCAAGAUGCCAUGCAAUUUUCGAAACACUGACUUUAAGGAUAUGGACAACUCUGGCUUCGAUCCCGUUGGGUACGACCGGGAAUUAUUUUGUGUUGUCCCCCGAUACUCCUUUUUCAAAAAUCAAGCCAUGCUUUGUCUCUCAUUUUCAGGGCAACGCCUUCGUAGGUUUUCAAGGACUGGAGUUGCGUCCCUGGUUUGUUAAGUCGAGACUACUUUCUUUGUUUAACUCCCUCACGUCAUCGUGGGUUUUGGUUCAGUUGUGUUUCAUUAAAGGCAUUGUUGAUCUCG
This is a messenger RNA of Anolis sagrei ordinatus, 1223 nucleotides long. Its product is annotated as zinc finger protein 22-like. Gene Ontology annotation, cellular component: nucleus. The record is from RefSeq and is a predicted model, not a curated record. Gene Ontology annotation, biological process: regulation of transcription by RNA polymerase II. NCBI's taxonomy places the organism in Eukaryota, Metazoa, Chordata, Lepidosauria, Squamata, Anolidae. Gene Ontology annotation, molecular function: DNA-binding transcription factor activity, RNA polymerase II-specific; RNA polymerase II cis-regulatory region sequence-specific DNA binding.